GUGCUAUUCAACUAAAAAACUGGAAGCCCCUGACGUUCGAUCAAAUCACAGAAUCCCCAGAAGCUACGGUGGGAGACAUUCUUGGUGAAUUAUCCACGGUAGCAACUCUUCGGAUACGAUUAUAUAGUCGGCCGAAGCAACACGGUGCCAAUGACGUUAAAGAAAAAUUGUUACAAGUUCUCUUGGCCCAAUCACAGAACUUAUUGAUCAGUUCCGGUUGCCCCAUCGACCAGGUGAGUAGCGUUCUCGCGGCUUUAACCAAAGGCCGUCUCGAUUGUGAUAUUCCUGAAGAAACGCGGAAAAAGUUUGAUCAGUGGUAUGUUCAACAGUUUUUCCAGCAUUGCCGGCAAGUAGCGUUGCUUCAGCAGCAGCAGCAACAGCAGCAGCAGCAGCAACAACAACAGCAACAGCAACAUUUGCAUCAUCAUCAUCCUCAUCAUCCCUCAAUGGUUCCGUCUAGUGAACCUAUAACAGUGUCGGGUAGUCCUCCUCAUACACCUCAAGAUCUAGUUGCGCGGGUGGCAAUAGCUGGACCACAGUCACAAGGUCGCACCCGUAUUCGAACUUCAUUCGAUCCUGAGCUCGAGCUUCCUAAAUUGCAUCGAUGGUUUGCUGAAAAUCAGCAUCCAUCACGUUUGCAGAUACAGCAAUAUGUGAGGGAACUAAAUUCGUUAGAGUCCCGAAGAGGUAGGAAACCUUUGGAUGUAAACAAUGUUGUGUACUGGUUCAAGAAUGCGCGAGCAGCCCAUAAGCGGGCUGAGCAGAAAUGUUGCUCUGAGAGCAAUGGCGUACGCAGUCCUUGUCCUGAAGCUGGAGGUGAAAGCCGAUCCUUAGUUUCCGACUCCAACGUUGGACGACCACCUAAUGAAAACGAAGGCGAACGUUUUAGUGGUGGCGAGAGUCAUUCAGAGUCACAGGCAAACAGUUCUGAUGACUCAGACAAUGUUCAUACACUUGACCUUUCUGUCCGCCGGUGUCAUAGUUAUGGUCUGAUGGGCGAAACAGACCAUAGUGAACCUCAGGUUGAACUCAGGAUCAAAGAAGAGCCAAAGGACUCGAAUAGUGAACAUUCCAUUGAAUCGAGUGAUAGUGGUGAUGAGGAAGUCGAUGUCAUGGAGGAUCUAAACAUGAUAACUGAUGAACCGGAAAAUAAAGAAGGGUACAGUGAUGUCAUGCAACAGAACGGUGGUGUACCUGGAAAUGAGAAUAUGAUGUCUCAUGACGGGGAUCCUGACCGUCAGGGUGGAAAUUUUCCCGCCCGUGUCUUGGGCCGUUUAGAGGAACGGAGAAAACGGAAUCGAACCUUUAUCGAUCCCGUUUCCGAGGUUCCGAGACUGGAACAAUGGUUUUCCGCAAACACCCACCCCUCUCAUAGCCAGAUUGUUCGCUUUACACAAGAACUGAACAGUAUGCAAUACAGGCGGAAAUUCCCAAAGCUUGAACCUAAAAACAUUCAAUUUUGGUUCAAGAACAGGCGGGCCAAAUGCAAAAGGUUGAAUUUAGCAGCCAAUUUGCAAAAUAUUAGCUGUACAGACAAAAUGAUAUUACCAGCCAAUUAA
Messenger RNA from Uloborus diversus, 1559 nucleotides. RefSeq lists its product as uncharacterized. Gene Ontology annotation, biological process: chromatin remodeling; regulation of transcription by RNA polymerase II. Lineage: Eukaryota; Metazoa; Arthropoda; Arachnida; Araneae; Uloboridae. The transcript is spliced from 3 exons. The record is from RefSeq and is a predicted model, not a curated record. Gene Ontology annotation, molecular function: DNA-binding transcription factor activity, RNA polymerase II-specific; RNA polymerase II cis-regulatory region sequence-specific DNA binding. The annotation marks the transcript as partial.